This is a messenger RNA of Balaenoptera musculus (blue whale), 2134 nucleotides long. RefSeq names its product complement C3a receptor 1 (gene C3AR1). Bases 130 to 1626 code for a protein of 498 amino acids. Gene Ontology annotation, biological process: inflammatory response; positive regulation of cytosolic calcium ion concentration; phospholipase C-activating G protein-coupled receptor signaling pathway. Gene Ontology annotation, molecular function: complement component C5a receptor activity; G protein-coupled receptor activity; complement component C3a receptor activity. The record is from RefSeq and is a predicted model, not a curated record. Lineage: Eukaryota; Metazoa; Chordata; Mammalia; Artiodactyla; Balaenopteridae. The transcript has 3 exons. Gene Ontology annotation, cellular component: plasma membrane.
CAUGGAUGGACCUCGAGAUUGUCAUACUGAGUGAAAAACGAAGAGAGAGAGGAAAGAGGAGGUGCUCAGCAAAUUUCCUAAACAUUCUUGACUGUGGUCAAGACGGGACUCGUGGAGACCUCCAGAUCCAUGCUGAAGUCUUCAGCUACUAUCUCGGGUUUUUGUUUAGCAAUGGAGUCUUUCUCUGCUGAGACCAAUUCAACUGACCUACCAUCACAGCCCUGGGAUGAACCCCAAGUAGUUCUCUCCAUGGUCAUUCUCUGUUUCACUUUCCUACUGGGAUUGCCAGGCAACGGGCUGGUGCUGUGGGUGGCUGGCCUAAAGAUGCAACGAAGUGUGAGCACAGUUUGGUUUCUGCAUCUCACCUUGGCUGACUUUCUCUGCUGCCUCUCCCUGCCCUUCUCCCUGGUUCACUUGGCUCUCCAAGGACACUGGCCCUACGGCUGGUUCCUAUGCAAGCUCAUCCCCUCCAUCAUUGUCCUCAACAUGUUUGCCAGCGUCUUCCUGCUGACCGCCAUUAGCCUGGACCGCUGUCUUUUGGUACUCAAGCCAAUCUGGUGCCAGAAUCAUCGCAACGUGGGGACAGCCUUCACUAUCUGUGGAUGUAUCUGGGUGGUGGCUUUUGUAAUGUGCAUACCUGUGUUCAUAUACCGCGAAACGUUCACUAUAGACAACCAUAGUAUGUGUGGCUACAAUUUUGGUCUCUACAGAUCAUUAGAUUAUUCAGACUUCAACUUUGAUCUACUGGAAAACGGGUCUCUUGACAACUCCAUUGUUGAGCUGCCUGAAGAAAUGGAUGAUAGGUUCGAUUCUUUCUCUCAGCAAACAAAUGAUUGUCCCUGGGCAGCCACCGCUGGCCUCUGUUCUCAAAUAUUUCAAAGAACUUCUGGACAUUCACUCCCUAUGGAUUCAGCUAGAUUGUCUGUUCAACAUCCAUAUUAUAAGGUAUUUAAACCAGCUGAUGAGGUCUCAGCUACAAUCCCCAGUGAUUUUCCCAUUGAAGAUCACAGAACUAACCCACUGGAGAACUCUGAUGCUUUUCUUCCUGCUGAUUUAGAGCUUUUCUCUAGUGCCUCCGGCAACUCCUCAUACACGUGGGAGCUAUUGGAAGAUUUCCAGGAUGAUGAUUCAGGCCAAUUUGCAUAUGGCCAUCAAGUGCCAACACCCCAGGUAGCAAUAACCAUCACUAGGCUCGUGCUGGGUUUCCUGUUGCCCUUUAUCCUCAUGGUGGCCUGUUACAGCCUCAUUAUCUUCCGAAUGCGUCGGAGACGCUUCACCAAGUCUCGGAGCAAAACCUUGAGAGUGGCUAUGGUGGUGGUGGCUGUCUUCCUUGUCUGCUGGGCUCCGUACCACAUUGUUGGAGCCCUCUUACUGUUUAUUGACCCAGAAACUCCCUUUGGGGAAGCUCUGUUGUCCUGGGACCAUGUGUCUCUUGCUUUAGCAUCUGCCAAUAGUUGCUUCAAUCCCUUCCUCUAUGCCCUUCUGGGGAAAGAUUUUAGGAAAAAAGCAAGACAGUCCAUGCAGGGAAUUCUGGAGGCAGCUUUCAGUGAGGACUUGACACACUCUACCAGCUGCCCCCCAAACAAAGUCUCUUUGGAAAAAAACAGUAUCAGUACAGUUGUGUGAAAAUAUGGAGCAGUUGACCCAAGCAGAGGUCCUUAGGCAUUCACCCAGUGCAUCAUAUUUCUAAAAAGACGACAGAGAUGGGGAGCAGGGGAUUUCAGAAACUGUCAAAGAAUCAAUCCAGAGGGUCUUAAAGUGUGGUCCCAGACUAGUGGCAUCGGUAUCACCUGGUUGAUAGAAAUACAAAUUCUCCAGCCCCACCAGAGAUUUGCUGAAUCAGUCUCUGGGGGUGGGGCUCAGUGUUUUCACAAGCUCCCUUGUUUCGGAUGAAUGCUAAAUUUGGGAAGCAUUGUAAAAAUUAGUCUAUUUCUAUCGCAAACAAAGCCACGUGAAAUAAAUGCGAAGGCAGUCUCCUUUAAAAUGUUUCCAUCAUUAAAUUUCUUUCUAAUUUCCUUCCAGAUUCAAGUUAAAACCAUUUCUUCUAGUCCUACCUGAGUGAAAGGUGAUCAUUUAUUCUGUGGCUUUGUUGUGGUGACGGUGGUGGUGAUAGUUUUAAAUGAAAAAAAAAAAA